GCAUCACCAACCAGCCGCUACGUCGCAAGCUCCACCUCCGGCACCGUCCAUCAAAUCCCGAGCCGAGCCAAAAGCGAUCGAGUCCAUAUCAGAGCAACCGACUCCUGUCCUUCCCACGUCCCAGAGACUCUGGAACGCCGCGUACAACAGCCUCGCGGAGGGCAAGGAUACCACAAAGCUUGUUGAGUCGUACAUGGAAACCCUGGACAAAGUUCUUGGGGAGAGGACUGGUGAACCCGCCGUCGACGUUUCCGCAACACUGAAAGACCCGAGCCAGCGGCAGGCGCAUAUGAGAAAGCUGGUAGAGGAAGGCCAAGCAAAAAUUUCCAGGCUGUCGAAUAUUACGCAGGGAGUCGGUGAUGCCGUCCAAUUCGUUCUCUCAGCCAAGGCCAUGGUGGACUUGGCGAUCCAGAACAUACCGCAAGCAGCGCUGCCGUGGGCUGGUGUCUGCAUUGGACUGCAGGUACGUAUCUGUACACGGCCGCCCAAUGCAGUAGAGUCCAACCUGGCGGGCAUCGCGCAUGUUAUCUCCCGGAUGGACUGGUAUUGCGCCUUGACCGAACAUAUCCUAAGCCAGAACAACAUUGUGGUAGGGAGGGAGAGUUUCAAGUCUGUCCAGCUUCAGUUGGAAAACAGGAUCGUUGAGCUCUACAAGGCUCUCCUUCUGUAUCAGAUGAAGAGCGUUUGCUCUUUCUACCGGCGUCAAACCUGGAUCGUUCUCCGCGGCCUUGCGAAGGUCGACGACUGGGAUGCCUAUCUGAAGAGCGUCAAAGACAUCGAGGCAACUCUUCAGGCCGAUUUGAAUCGGUUCAGCAGCGAGCAUACCAAGAGCCUCCUUGGGAAGCUUACCCACAAAGCUGUCCAGGAUGGCAACACUCUGCGCAAGGAGAUUCACCGAGAUGAGAAGGAUACGCAAUGCCUCCGAGACCUCCGCCUGACCGACCCGCGCGACGACAAGAAGCGCAUCCAAAACGCGAAAGGUGGCCUGUUACGAGACGCGUAUCACUGGGUCCUUAACAACUCUGAAUUCCAACAAUGGUGCAAAAGCCUGGACAGCAAACUGCUUUGGGUUAAGGGCGAUCCUGGCAAGGGCAAGACAAUGUUACUCUGCGGCAUUAUCGACGAGCUACAGAGAUUGACUUUGGGAACAGGCCCUCUAUCAUUCUUUUUCUGCCAGGCCACCGAUGAGCGGAUCAACAAUGCCCCCGCCAUCCUACGCGGCCUCAUCUACAUGCUCCUCGACCAGCAGCCAUCACUUAUCCCUCAUGUGCGGAAAAAGUACAAGCAUGCAGGAAAAGCACUCUUCGAAGAUGCGAAUCGAUGGGUUGCUUUAUCCGAGAUCUUCAAAAACAUUCUGCAAGACCCAAGCCUGGAGGGCGCCUACCUGAUCAUCGAUGCGCUCGACGAAUGCAUAAGCGGUCGGCGCGAACUUCUCAAAUUUAUCGUUGGGAUGACAUCUACAGUUCCUCAUGUCAAGUGGAUCGUCUCAAGUCGCAACGAGCCGGACAUCAUGGAAAGUCUAAAAGCCGCGGAACAGAAGACAAGGCUCAGUCUCGAGCUAAAUGAAAAGUCCGUCUCGUCUGCUGUCAGCAUAUAUAUUCAAUACAAGGUGGAUGAACUAGCGCAGCUAAAGGGAUACGACGACAAAACACAGCACGCUGUUCAAAACCACUUGACCUGCAAUGCAAAGAAUACAUUCCUCUGGGUGGCUUUGGUCUGUCAAGAACUCACAAAGUACUCACGGUCAAGGGUUCUCACCAAGUUGAACACGUUUCCACCAGGUCUUGGUUCUCUCUAUCAACGAAUGAUGGCUCAAGUUCGCCGCUCGGACGAGGCAGAUCUCUGCAAACAAGUGCUGGCUGUUCUCUGCAGUACUUACCGGCCUAUUACGAUACAAGAGCUGACGUCGUUCAUUGACAUAUCCGAGGACAUCUCUGACAAUCUAGAAUUCUUGACAGAGAUAAUAGGUCUCUGCGGCUCUUUUCUGACCCUUCGAGAAUCCAUCAUCUAUUUCGUACAUCAAUCGGCAAAGGAAUUUCUGUCGAAAGACGCAGUGGACGAGAUUUUCCCUUCUGGUGUGGCACUCUUACACUACGGUAUCUUCUCUCAAUCGCUACAUGUCAUGUCCACGGCCUUACGACACGACAUGUACGGCCUGGCUACCCCCGGAUUUCCCAUCGAAAAUGUCAACCAGCCUAACCUGGACCCGUUAGCAGCCGCACGCUAUGCUUGCGUCUACUGGGUUGAUCAUCUCUACAAUUGGCAGUCAAGCAAGAAUACCAAUCAUCCAGAUGUUUUCCAGGAUGGCGGUGUCAUCGAUAAAUUUCUGAGGCAGCACUAUCUCCACUGGCUUGAAGCUCUCUCACUUUGCAGGAGCAUGUCGCAGGGGGUG
This is a messenger RNA of Canariomyces notabilis, 2392 nucleotides long. The record is from the annotation of a RefSeq genome assembly. Lineage: Eukaryota; Fungi; Ascomycota; Sordariomycetes; Sordariales; Chaetomiaceae.